AUGAAUCUUGUAAAACCAAUAUCAUCAGAUCACGAUCUAAUAGCUUUAGCUAAGAAGCUCAAUGUUCAUAUUGACCACAUUUGUGAGUCAAGCGAGAUCAAAAAGCCUCUUCCAAGGAAAGGAUCGUUCCUGAUUCUACUACGUAAGCCGAGCCAAGACAUAGGUCAUUGGAUAGGUAAAUACGGCAUCAGCAAAUACAACGAGAUUCAAACUCAAUCAGCUCACGGCUCUUAUUGUGGUAUUUGGUCGCUGCUAUGGUUAUAUGCAAAGCAGAUCAAUCGGAUGGAUCUAUUCAAUAAAUUCAAAGAUUUAAAUAUUUUUGUUGCAGAUUACGGUGUUCCCGCCCAUAAAUUACGAAAGGCUGCCAAUACUGGUAAGCUAUCCCUUACAGCAGCAGAGCUACAAGGGUCAGGAGCUAAGAUCUAUUUACAUCCUGAAUCGCAUGAGAAAGCUCUCAAAGCUAAGAAGGCCGGACGUGGAGUUCGACUCCACAUAACUAAGCAUGAAAUCAAAAAGGGCUACAAGCGAGCUCAGGGUGGAUCUAUUUGGUCAAAAAUUUGGCAUGGAAUUAAAUCUGGAUUUAAGUUCGCUAAGGAUAGUGGGUUGCUAUCGAAGGCAGCUGACGUAGCUGUUCCAGCUGUUGCUACUGCAUUUGGUGCUCCUGAAGCUGGGAUUGCAGCCAGAGCUGGUCUUAAAUCGCUUACUGGAGUAGGAUUGGACGGUUAUGAGAGCGAUGAAGAAGGAGGACGUAUCAGUUUCUCAGAUGUAAAACGACAUGCAGGCAAUGCUCUUCGCUAUGCUAAGAAAAGAGGAAUCAUCACUGAUCUAAUCGACGAAGGUGAGAAAUAUCUUGUCAGCAAGUCUGAUCGACCAGAGCAUCACGAAAUGAUUCAUAGUGUUCGUAGAGGUAUCAAAACCCGUUUCGGUGUAGGUGUAGCUGGCAAGCGUCGUAAGGCCAAAUUCGCAAAGGGCUCUCCUGAAGCAAAGGCUCAUAUGGCUAAGCUUCGUGCUAUGCGUAAGAACAAGGACGGGGGAUCUUUCACAAUGUAA
Molecule: messenger RNA, 1050 nt
Organism: Phytophthora sojae
Lineage: Eukaryota; Oomycota; Peronosporomycetes; Peronosporales; Peronosporaceae
Exons: 3
Coding region: 1-1050 (349 amino acids)
Source: RefSeq, a predicted model, not a curated record